AUGGUGCGUCAGCUCCACGAUGGCAUGGUGGCGCGCGUCACGGACAAUGGAGCUGUCACAGAGGCAUUCGCAAUGGUCAAUAGAAGGAAGCAAGGCUGCGUCCUCGUGCCUACCCUCUUCAGUCUCAUUUUCUCUGCUAUGCUGAUGGACGCCUACCGUGACGAACUCUCGGGAUCCGCAUCGCCUACAGGACGGUUGGUCUACUGCUCAACCACCGGAGGAUACACUUUCAAUCGCGUGUUUCCACAACCACCGUCCACGGACUUCUGUCGACCGAUGACUGCUUCCUGAAAACCACCUCAGAAGGGCAAUUGCCGAGGGGUAUGGAGCUCUUCUCCGCCACCUGCGAGAACUUCGGGCUAAUUAUCAACACUGAGUAGACGGCGGUCAUUCACCAACCGCCACCCAAAACGGCCCACAAUGCGCCGCAAAUCAUCAUGAACAGAACCCAACGGCAGGUGGUGCACAAUUUCGCGUAUCUGGGCUGUACCCCCUCCCGCAGCAACAAGAUCUACGACAACGUGGUCCGCCGGAUUUCCAAGGCUAUUCAAGUCUUCGGUGGUCUUCAAAACACAGUUUGGAAUCGUCAGGGUCUCCAGGUCAGCACGGAAGUGGAGAAACACAAGGCCGUCGUCCUGCCGACGUUGCUGUUUGAAGCAGAGACCUUGACGGUGCACAUAAAACAGGCUCGCGGAAUGAAUCAACCCCACCUCAGUUGACUUUGCUGAAUACUGAAGAUGGUGUGACAGGACCGAAUCCCCACCACUGACGUAUUGGUGCGGACAGAAAUCCUUAGCAUCUACGCCAUGCUGAGACAACUGCAACUGCGUUGGAUCGAACAUCUCGUGCGGAUGGACGACAAGCGGCUACCAAAACGACUCUUCUAAGAUUAUGUCACUACGGAUUCACGCCGAAGAGGAAGUCAAGUCUGGCGCUAUAAGGAUACUCCGCAAACCUUCCUGAAGCGUCUGCAGAUCAAUCCGGCAAACUGGGGAGACCUCGCCCGAGACCGACCUACGUGGAGAAGGACAGUGAAGACAAGAGGAGCAAUCUACGAGACAAACAUCGUCGUCGGCGCGAAAGUCAAACAAGAAGCAGGCAAGUCUCAUCUGCGCCCACCCCACAACGCCAACUCCCAAACGCCCCCAACGUGUCCACGGUGACAGCGGACAUUCCGGGCUUCAAGUGGACCUGUUGGACACUUUCGGGUCAAUUGCAGCACUCGGGCUGCACCGACCGUCGGCUCUUCGUCCACCACUUCUUCACCAUCUACGCCGUCAACUAACUCUGACCGCCCUCCCGAACCACCACUUCCGUUCCCAUCAUCCUCCUCCUCUUCUUCCCCCAAUGCCUCAACGUCUGCCGCUGUGACGUCUGCAACGCACGUAGACACUACGCACAACCCUGACGCACAACAGACACCAACACCACCACCGUCGACACCAGUGGUGAGGACCUGA
Spirometra erinaceieuropaei is the source of this 1460-nucleotide messenger RNA. The record is from the annotation of a GenBank genome assembly. NCBI's taxonomy places the organism in Eukaryota, Metazoa, Platyhelminthes, Cestoda, Diphyllobothriidea, Diphyllobothriidae.